CUUUUAAAAUCCCGCCAUUUUCUGCUGCGAGGCGUUCGCUGAGGCGGCGAAAAAGUUUUUUUUAUUUGUUGUUUGUUGCGAUCGGUCGGUGUCUCGAGUUUAAACAAAUAAAAAAAUCUAGGUCACAUUUUUAAAGCGAACUACGUUUUUUUUAGUUCGUUUGCUGCCGCCAUGCCGGCCGUUUAUAAAGGUGAAGUGCCGGGUUCUUGUAACCUGAACCAAAGCUCGUGUUCAGAUGGCGACGCAAUCCGUGUGUGCGUGCGCGUGCGCCCACCGACCGAGGGCAUAGCGGCGAACGAGGGCGAGUCGAUGGAGCAGGGCAUGUGUGUGACGGUGGUCUCGCCAGACACAGUUCGGGUGCUCUCACGGCCCGAGCCACGCACCUUCACCUUUGACUAUGUGGCCAGCAUAAGUGCCACUCAGGAAGAGAUAUUUUCCGUUGUAGCAAAGAACAUAAUUGAGUCAUGCAUGAAUGGCUACAAUGGCACCAUCUUUGCCUAUGGCCAGACAGGUUCAGGAAAAACAUUUACCAUGCUUGGUGCCAUGGACCACGUGGACAUUUUUAACCACAACCUCCGUGGGGUGAUCCCACGCAGCCUCGAGUUCAUUUUUUCGCUAAUCUCUCGCGAGAAACAAAUGACAGGAGAUGCCAAAGAGUUCUUAUGCAAGUGUUCCUUUCUGGAAAUCUACAAUGAGCAGGUGUUUGAUCUGCUGGACCCAGCUAGCACCAGUCUCUUCAUUCGGGAGAACAUACAAAAGGGCGUGUUUGUGGAGGGCGUCAUGGAGAUGUCUCUUUCCUCGGCUGCAGAAGCCUACCAGGUGCUGUCCCUGGGUUGGCGCAACCGGCGAGUUGCAUCCACGUCGAUGAACCGCGAGUCGUCGCGCUCGCACGCCGUCUUCACGCUCACGAUCCAGUCGAAGGAGAAGCGCAACGGCAUGGUGAACAUCCGCUCGUCGCAGCUCAACCUUGUGGACCUCGCGGGCUCGGAGCGGCAGCGCGACACGCAGUCGGACGGCAUGCGCCUCAAGGAAGCGGGCAGCAUCAACCGCUCGCUGAGUUCCCUGGGGAAUGUCAUCAAUGCCCUGGCAGAAAUUGCGCACGGAAAAGGGCGGUUCGUUCCCUAUAGAGACUCCAAGCUGACUUUCUUGCUCAGGGACUCGCUGGGCGGGAAUGCUAAGACCGCGGUCAUUGUCAACGUGCACCCGGGCGGACGCUACUUCGGGGAGACGCUGUCCACGCUGCAAUUCGCGCGUCGCACAAAACUCAUCAAAAACAAGGCGGUGGUGAACGAGGACACGCGGGGGGACCUCUCUCAGCUGCAGGCUGAGAUCAAGCGCCUGCGAGAGCAGCUCUCGCUCCACCAGGAGGGCUUGUCCAGCGCGCCAUCGUACAAUCCAACACCAGCGCCCGAGGGCUACGAGCUACCGCGCGACAGUUGGAGGCAGCACUUCCUGGAGGCCAUGCAGUUCCGACAGAGCAGCGAGACCGAAAUGAAGGCUCUUCAGGGAAAAAUUAAGCACCUGGAGGAUCUCUGCGAAAGGAAGGAACGCCGCCUGCAGUCCAACAAGAUGAUCAUUAAGUUCCGCGAGUCCCUCAUCGCCCAACUAGAGCGUACGGUCAAAGGGAGCGGCGUCGAGGCAGAGGGCUGCAUCAAGUGUCAGAAUGAGAACAUCGCCAACAUCAAGCAAGAGCUGGCACUGUUCAAGGAAAUGGUCGAGCACCACCCGGAGGUCUCCAAGUUUUCUCAGGAAAACCACAACCUGCGAGCCGAGCUGAAGCAGCUGCGGGAGCUGGCGGCGGUACGCACAGGCCAGGAGCUGUCUGAGCGAAUUGCCCUGCAGCUCGACCGCGCCUUCGCCGACGCGAUGGCACAGCGCAAGAGUGCCGGGCCUACGGAUAAUCUGCAGCCGACGCCCAUCUGCACGGAUACCGUAACCUCCGCUGGAAUGGACCGCAUGAAGGUGGAGCUGCAGAAGAUGCAAAACGAUGUGGCCUCUGCCCGGCAGGAACUGGAAGAGAACAAGGAGCUCAGCCGGAAGAAGCAGGGAGAGAUGGAGGUUGAACUGCAGUCUCUACGGAAGCAGAACCAGCAGCUGGAGACAUUCAUUAAGGCCACGCAGACCAGCAAGCUGCAGGAGGUCACCCUCCUCAACAGGGUCCAUGCAGAGGCCAUUAAGAACCUGACGACGCCGGUGCGAAUGGCACUGGCGCGGCGGCUGGACAACUUGUCACGCACCAGCGUGGACGGGAGCCCAGCACUGAUGCAGAGAGCCGAAGUGACGGAUGACUUCAUCUUCAACGAGGUUGAGCCCGAGCAGGUGACGGCGCAGGCGUAUGAGGCGAUCGCGGAUGAGCUGCGCACAAUUCAGGAGCAGUCGACUCGGCUUCAGCAGCAGCUGAUUGAGGAGGAGACGCGGGUCCUGGGGCUUCAGCAGAAUCUGGACAAGGCGGAUUUGCAGCGGGCGCAGCACGAGCAGCUGCUAUUGAAUGAGCGGAAUAGCUGGGCCCAACGGGAGAAAUCCCUCUCCGAGUCUGUCGCGGUCAUGGAGAGGAAGAUGCAGGAGACCGAGAGCACCAACAGCGUGCUGCAGAGCGAGGUGCACGACCUGCGUGUGGUGCUCAAGUCGGCCGAUCGUGACCUGGCAGAGGCACGCAAGGAGGUGGCUGAGAUUCGGUGCUGGCGUGACGGCGAGGCGGCGCGGCUCGCCAACCAGCUGCUCGACCUGCAGCUGCAGACGGACGUGGCGAGGCGCGAGCAACAGAGAGCGCAGGAGGAGAAGAUCGCUCUUCAGGACAGCUUGGAGACGCUGCAGGAGGAGCUGCGCUUCAACGAGUACUCCAUCGCCGAGUUGCGCGAGAGCCUGCGCCAGGAGCGCGAGCGCAGCGCCCAACUGGACUCCGACGCCGCCAAACUCAUGAAGACGUUGGAAUGUCAAGCAGAGAAGAGUAAAAGCCUUUCCCUUCAACUUGAGGACAAGGAAAGCACCCAAAAGGAGCUCCUCAAAGUUAUUGACGACAACUUCCUUCUAAAGCAGCAGUACUCCGAACUGCUGUCUCAGAUGGAGCAGCAGAAACUGGAACUCCACAAAGCAGAAGAAGCUCUGAGAGCGAGUACAGCGCAAGUGGAGGACGUCCAGCGCAGCAACAAAGCCUACCAGGAUUCGACGGACCAGCUGAUCAUCCGUGUGCAGGAAGAGAGGAGCGCCUCAAAUGGGCAUGCGCAGCGAGUCGCUGAGCUGGAGAACGAGCUGUGUGAGCUGAAGGCGACACUGUUGCGCGUGGAGACUUCCCAUGUUCAAAGUGUGGAGGCCGAGGCCAAGCUAAAACAGUCCCUGCUUGAGCUAAAUGGAUGCAUGGAGAUGAAGAGUACCGCCUAUGAAGUAACGUUGGAGAUGCUGAGGGACGACCAAGAAUCCGUGAAGAACGAGAUGAAGAGUCUGACGAAGAACUUUGAGACGCAAUCCUGUCUGCUCAGCUCCAUUCAGCAGGAGGCGGACGAUGCGCGCAAAAACGUGGAGAACUUGCAGGCACAGCUCUCGCACAAGGAUGCAGAACUGGCACGACUGCAGGCAGAGCUGGAGGAGAAACUCCAAUCCGUCUAUCACCCUUCUGAUCAGAGCUCACCGGUGCCUCUGGCUUCAGAUUCGCAGAUGACGCCAUGCUGGAGAAAAACCAUGUCGGCGGGAUGUCCCGUGCAGAGCCCGGAGCUGGAGGAGUUACACAGCCGCCAGGCCAUGCUGUCCGCGCUGGUGCAAGACCUGCAGGCGUCUCACCUCGAGAGCGUUGCCGAGAUCGCUCUUCUCAAGGAGCAGCUGGCUGAGAAGGAGAUCCUACGUGAGACGCUGGAUCUCAAGGAGGGGGAGUGCCGCUUGCUCGCUUCCCAGCUCGACGAGAUGCGGCGCGAAUACGAUGCCAGCGAAGAGAAACUGAACUCGACUCUGAAGCUGCUGAGCCAACAGGCAGCGGCGUCGCGCAGGGAGGAGAGCACGGUUGCGCAGCUCGAGAAUCAGGUUAUGGAGAGGACACGGUACCUGCAAGCAGAGAUCGAUCAGUUAAAUGAGCAGCUGGUGCUUAUGGAGGAUACGCAAUUGGAGUUGUUGCGCGUGCACGUGGCGGAAGAGCAACUUUUUCGUGAGAAGGAGGACAUCCGCUCUAGGCUGGAGCAGAUGCAGGAAGAGAAGGACAGGCUUGUUCAAGAGGUGCAACAGCUGAAAAAGCACAACGAGGAGCUGGCGGUGGAAAAUGGCAAGAUCUCUGGCCACCAGAACCUGCAGCAGAAGAUCCAGUACAUGGUCAAGCUGAAGAAGGAUUUAACGAAGAUGACGGAGGACAUGUCCAAGUUGCAGGUGGAGAACACAAUGUUGCGCGAGCAGCUGUUGAAGCACGGCACAUGCAGGGAGGUGAGGAAUGGCGGCAGGUCCAUGUCCCCCAUUUGAACGGCGCUCCCCUGCGCAUGCCGUGGGAAUGCAAGGAGAGCCGAGAUGGCGUCCUCUUAGCCCGGCGUUUGCACGCAAGGAGGGGGCGGCACGACCGGUGGCGGGGUCUCGAGGUUCCCAGUUUCAGGAGGCAACGGAGGCUCCCUUGCAUUUUCACGGUCGGCAGUUGAAACGUGCACCUUUAAAACCUUUAAAUCGACAAAUGGACGAGACCUGUUACGACGGAAAAAAACCCCGGAGAACUUGAGAAAAACACUCUUAAAUUCAACUUCGGCAAAUGCUGCUUGAGUCGUAAAAAAGAAACUGCCAUGUUGGUAGCCAGUGUGUACAGUGGAGGGGACACCGCUGCGAUGUAAUAAAAUUGCAUAUGUUGAACUUCUGUCGCACUGUAUUUAGCCAAACGUGUUCAUCGUAGGUGCGUAAUAGAUCACACACCCGGCAUGCGACAGUUGAAACAGUAGUGCCCUUUUUUUUUAAAUCCUCUACAGGAAAAAACGAGAAUCAUAAAAAAGUUGAAAUUUUGAUUAGAAAAAAAUCAGUUCACAAAAACAUUCUUUUAAGUCGGGUAGCACAAACGCCAUAGAUCCCUGAUAAGUAUAUUUUUUACAUAUUAAUCAUUCAUAUUAAAAAAAAAAUGUUCUCACUUGAUGACUAUCAUCUCUUUGAGUGCAUGGGAAUACUUUUAAUAUUAAAUAUAUUUUCAAUGGGUAUAUAAUUGGGUUAAUUACCACAGUAAUACACGUAAGUUGUACAUAUUUUCUCUGCGGUUUAUUUUUGAUCAGAUUAUUUUUUUUAUUUGGUCUGUAUAGAUAAUGGAAUCACACUUGGGAUCUUUAUUUUAUAUUUUUGGGGGUUUUUUUCGAGCAGUAUUGUCAACUUGAACAUUCCAAUCCACGUUGCAUGUCCUUUGUGGCUGAUAACAGAGAUGAACACAACUGUGAACAAAAUUGCCUUUACCAAAAUACACUGAGAAUAAAGUAAAAUUUGUGAUUUACUCAUGGCUGUGCUUGGAACAUAGGAUUUGUAUUUUGAACUUCUUUCGCACCGUACAUAGCCAUCCGUGUUAAUCGGAGGUGCGGGGGAAGGACAACAAACUAGACACAAAAUAAAUUUUCAUAAUGUUAUUUUCUGCCUAAAGAUCGUGAUUUUUUUUAGGCCUUUGAUGCCCCAAGAGGAUUUUAAAUGGAGAUUGAUUUGUUUUAGAACAUGCAUUGGCAACUAGAAAUUCAUGAAUAAAUGAGCUUGCAUUUUAUAUACGAGAUGUGUUUCCACCAUUUGCUACCAAAUCUGGUAUUUCCUGAAUAAAUGACCUCCAUCCUCGAUACUGAACCUCUUUGAUUGAACUCGGUGGUGACCGACAGAUUCCCAGAAGCUUUUUGCCAGAAGAGUGGCUGCCCCCUUGGUUGUGGGAAAGCGCACAGGUCUCCAACAUUUUAGAAAUUUUGUUUAACAACACCACCAAACGCUUAAGAAUGCUUGUCAUAGUAUAGGCCCUUAAGAAACAAUCUCCAGAUAGUGUCUGACAUUGUAUAUACAAGUUUAAGCUGGAAGGAGGCCUGGAGUGCGCAUAUUUUUUGUUCUUGUAUCUGUGUUUAAAAAGUUGUUUUGAUUCUUCAAACGCAGCUAUUUUUUGGUUUGUUCUUUUGUAAAAAAACAACAAUGUUUUCAUUAUUCUUAUUAUCCUUGUAUUGUCUUUAGUACAUUUCUCUUUAAAUAAAUUCUUGUCCUGGA
This is a messenger RNA of Petromyzon marinus (sea lamprey), 6168 nucleotides long. RefSeq names its product kinesin family member 15 (gene KIF15). Gene Ontology annotation, molecular function: ATP binding; microtubule binding; microtubule motor activity. The record is from RefSeq and is a predicted model, not a curated record. NCBI's taxonomy places the organism in Eukaryota, Metazoa, Chordata, Hyperoartia, Petromyzontiformes, Petromyzontidae. Gene Ontology annotation, biological process: microtubule-based movement.